This is a messenger RNA of Australozyma saopauloensis, 1347 nucleotides long. RefSeq lists its product as uncharacterized. Bases 1 to 1347 code for a protein of 448 amino acids. NCBI's taxonomy places the organism in Eukaryota, Fungi, Ascomycota, Pichiomycetes, Serinales, Metschnikowiaceae. The transcript has a single exon. Gene Ontology annotation, cellular component: cytoplasm; eukaryotic translation initiation factor 4F complex. Gene Ontology annotation, biological process: translational initiation. The record is from RefSeq and is a predicted model, not a curated record. Gene Ontology annotation, molecular function: translation initiation factor activity; RNA 7-methylguanosine cap binding.
AUGUCUGAAAAUUUGAAGAGAGCCGAGUCCUUGUUCAACAGGAUCAUGAAUCAGAACAAGCCGCAGGCGACAGACCUGGCGCCUAGAUCGCACCUGAAAAACCAUAGCUCGGCUCAUCCAGGUGCCAGUCUGAACAACGGCGGCGGCCAUAGCAGCAAUAGCAACAGCAGUAGUAACUACCAUCACCAUUCCAACGGCCAUCGUCACUCCUACCGGUCCUACAAUAAGUACAAUAACCAUAAUGGCAGUGGCAGCGGAAAUGGUAACGGCAACAGCAACGGCAAUGGCGCCGGGAAUGCCCACUUGAACGGCUCCUCCCAUGGGAACGGCAGUGCCGUUUCUGCGCCGCAACAAUCGUUUGACUUGCCUAAACGUGACCCAGUUGCCGAAUGCCAGGAGGCCGUCGCUGCUUUGGAGGGUGAGCAACACGUUUUGCCCUACUGCUGGACCAUCUGGUAUCAUUCGAGGUCCAGGAAAAACCAACCCGCCACUAGUGAAGAGAGCUCUGUCAAUGGCAGUAGCGUCUCUUUGCUCGAGGGAGGAAAAAAUCAAGCCGCGCUCGUCGACUCUUAUUUGCAAGCCGCCACCGAGAUCGAGUUUCCAUGUUUUGGCAACCCUUCGAAGGCUGUCAAGCCCAUUGCAUCUUUGGAGCAGAUGUGGUUGAGCAUGUCUGUGCUUAAGCGCUCGCACGACUUGAGCAACGGGAGCGAGCUUCUCAUCUUCAAAACGGGCGUGAACCCAGUGUGGGAAGACCCAGUGAAUGCCAAAGGUGGCCGCUGGGUGUUCCGGUUCAAUCACAGAAGCAAUACCCCAGCAUCUGCUGGUGCAGAGGCUUCUGCGGAUGCUCUGAAGGGCCGCCACAGAGCCACUUUGGUGUGGGAGAGACUCGUGCUCAAGACAUUAACCGGCUCGUUGCUUCCGUGCAGAAAAGAGUUGCAAGACCCCUUGUUGAGCGACAUUGCUGGGUUAGUGUUGAGUGUGCGCCGAGAUGAAGAGAUCAUCAGUGUUUGGAACUCCAACUCCAACUUCCCCAAGAAGAAACAAGACGACGACGACAAGAAGGGUGUGUUCACGGCCUUCCAUGCCAGAAGAGUGUAUUGCGAUGCCAUCUUGAGGGUGAUUCGUGAGGUGGACUUGAUCAUGCAAGGCUCAGACUCAGUCGAUACCCAGGCCACGCUGUCCAGUGAAAGAGUCAGCGGGGUGACCUUCGAAUACAGGCUCCACUCGGACAACUCGGGCUCAUACAAUACCAACGAUCGUUCCAGACGUGGAAAGUCCUACCAUCAUCAUCACCACCACAGAGAGGAUCAGAGGGCCGAGAAGACUGUCGAAAGAGAGGAGAUUUAA